Tyto alba (common barn owl) is the source of this 1935-nucleotide messenger RNA. RefSeq names its product interleukin 6 receptor (gene IL6R). The coding region runs from base 22 to 1401 and encodes 459 amino acids. The transcript is spliced from 10 exons. Gene Ontology annotation, biological process: cytokine-mediated signaling pathway. Lineage: Eukaryota; Metazoa; Chordata; Aves; Strigiformes; Tytonidae. Gene Ontology annotation, molecular function: protein binding; cytokine receptor activity. Gene Ontology annotation, cellular component: external side of plasma membrane; membrane. The record is from RefSeq and is a predicted model, not a curated record.
GCGCCGCGGGCGGCUCCGCCGAUGUUUUGCUGCCCGGGGCCGCCGCUCCCCGCCGCGCUGCCGCUGCUGCUGCUCCUCGUCGCCUCCUCCGCUCCCGGGCGGCCCUGCGGCCCCGCGGGGCUCUCGCGGGACACGGUGCUGGGGCGCCCGGGAGCGAACGUCACCUUGACCUGCUGGGACAAGGGGCCAGCAAACGUCACCGUGUUCUGGCAGGUGGAGGAGUGGGGGGCAGUGGGGGGCCCCAGGAGGCGGCUGGCGGAGGGCAACGCGCUGCUGCUGCGGCGGCUGCGCUACGAGGACUCGGGGCGCUACGGCUGCUACGCGGGGGGCCGCUUGCUGCGCUCCCUGCGGCUGCUGGUGGAAGAGCCCCCCGAAACCCCUCGGGUCUCCUGCUACCGACGGAGCCACAACAAAGACGUCCUGUGCGAGUGGCCGCUGCGGGUGAAGCCGUCCCCGGGGACGCGGGCGAUGCUCUGGGUGAAGCAGAGAUUUGCAGCCGAGAACGCCACGGAGCAGUGGUGCCGGUAUUUCUCCAAGGCGCGGAAGUUUGUUUGCCGGGUGAAGGUGCCACCCGGCGCCGACGACACCAAACCCCUCGUGGUGUCCACGUGCGUCAACAACGGUGCCGGCGGCUCGGCCGGAGAGGACAGGAUCAUCACCCUCAGCAGCAUCCUGAAGCCCGACCCCCCCCUCAACGUGACGGUGGAGGCUCUGGAAAAGGCACCGCAGCAGCUGCGGGUCAACUGGUCCUACCCUUCAUCCUGGGACCCCCGUUUCUACUGGCUCCGCUUCCAGGUCCGCUACCGCCCCGAGCCCGCCCAGACCUUCACGGAGGUGGACCAGGUGAUGACGACGUGGCUGGACAUCCGUGACGCUUUGCGGGGGACGCGGCACGUGGUGCAGGUGCGGGCGCAGGAGGAGUUCGGCCACGGCGUGUGGAGUGAGUGGAGCCGGGUGGCAGUGGGGACCCCCUGGACAGACCCCGGGGACCUCACCUCUGAAAUGGGACCCUUCAGCUCCCAGUUCCCCGUGGACGAUGGCGCCUACGGGGUCACGCUGCCCCCUGAGCUCUUCGGGGAUCGUGCUGCUGAGGGUGCUGGUGGGGCUGUUGUGAAAGCCAGCGCCCGCUCUGUGGCAUCCCCCUACACGUUCCUGGUAGCCGGGGGGAGCCUGCUCCUGGGCAUCGCCCUCUUUGUGGGCAUCAUGGUGAGGUACAGGCAGACGUGGCAGACGGGCAGACAGCGAGGGGCCAAGCCAGAGGGCGAGGGGCAGCAUGUGCUGGUGCCCCUGAGCCCCCCCGGCCCCCCACUCAGUGAGACCCCCCUGCUCUCGCCCUCCGGACCUCUGGCCCCCAGGACUCUCCACGUCACCAACUUGGACUAUUUCUUCUCAGGGCAGUAACUGGGGGGCUGGACGCUCUGGCAGGUGCCUGCACAUUGGACAGGGGUCCCUGGCUCUGGGGGGGGGUCCCAGGGUCGGGAUGUGCCCCUGGGAGCAGCCCCACCCCACCCCCUUUCUGGGUGCCAAAAGCUGCCCCCAGGCCCCGUGGCUGGGAGCAGCCUCUGAGGAAGGGGAUCAGUGCCACCCCCAUGGAGAACCAGCCCGGGGGCCGGGGGGGGGGCCCCCAAGAUGGGUCCCAGUGCGGGGCAGCCCUGGCGCCCCAGCCAAACUGGGAAGCUGAGGGUGAAGGUGCUGGGCGCGCAUCCAUGCCGGAACGUGGGCGCAGGGCUGGGCUCUGCCCGCAGGGCAGGGUGUGGGGGUCCCCUUGCGGAAGGGCCUAACCCCCCCCCAGUGCCACAGAUAUCAGGGAAGGGGGGGGCCUGGCUGGAUCAGCCCCAUCCCUCUGCCCCGCCCCCCCCCGGGGCUUAUUUUUAAAGCAUAUUUUGGGUAAAUGUGGUAAAAUGUGUCCCCUAAAUAAAUGCCUUGGAUUUGUAA